Messenger RNA from Monomorium pharaonis (pharaoh ant), 3285 nucleotides. RefSeq lists its product as uncharacterized. NCBI's taxonomy places the organism in Eukaryota, Metazoa, Arthropoda, Insecta, Hymenoptera, Formicidae. The transcript has 5 exons. The coding region runs from base 866 to 1222 and encodes 118 amino acids. The record is from RefSeq and is a predicted model, not a curated record.
CGUUGUGCGCGCUCUUUACAAUACCGUAACUCUUGGUUUCUUUUCCCGCGGAACGCCGAACGAAUCGCAGAAACGCACACGAGAAAUAUUGCCAGUGAUGCUGGCCAGCAACGCUGAAAAAUAUCGUGCACCGAUUUACGUAUAUUCGAACGUGUUGUACGUUUACGUGGCAAUUAUACCGAUUUACCGAAUUUAUGAGGUGAAAGAUACAUUGUGUCUUCUCUGAAUGCGUCGCGAGCUGUAUGCAGAAUGAAGACGUCCAGAGAGGUGGGGAUGUCAGCAUUGAAGUGACAUCGAUUCGCGAUGGAUCCCCCUGACCUUUUUCCAAAGAAAUCGAGUCACACGCGCGUAGGUAGACCAAGCGUUUUAAACGCGACCUCGUUUGCGAGACCAACGUGGUAGCGACCGAUAAAUACGCUUGCAUCGCAUCGAUAAUAUAUACAAGGGGGUUUUACUGCGAGCGACGGCCAUACACGACUGUGACAUGUCUAUAAUAGCCGUGUAUUCGCGGAUACACGCUCGUGCAUGCACGUGAUGCGUCGGGAGAGAAGAAGAGAGAGAAAAAGAGAGAGAGAGAGAGAGAGAGAGAGGGGGGAACACACGUGCAAGCUUACAUACGUGCAUAAACUGGCGGUGUACCAUAAACCGUUAUGGUGCCAGUAUACCAAUCCAGGCGCAGGCAAAAGGGAUGACGUGCUCGCUGCACGCUAACUCUGAUUCUGAUAUCUUGGUAACUUUAUUGAAGGCCUAAACGAUGGCCAGUGUUCGCCCGUGAUAUGACGGUCCGUGAGAAAGUUUAUGGAAAUCACGAGAGAGCACCUUCGCGACAGUUACCAAUGUCCUGUUGCGUUGCUCUUAGACAAGGAUGUGCAUUAAUCGGCUGAGGCCUCGGCGUCUAUCGUCACGGAUUGAACGCAUGAAGGUACACGUAUCAUUAGUGCGUAUCAUUGCUUCAUCCGGACUCUCAUACGAGAAAAUCGCGAGUACCCACGCCAUUGGAGGUCUGCUAGGCACAGCAAGAGCAGCACGAGCCGAGCCUGCGGAGUCGCGGUCGAGCGGAGGCGGUGGGAGCCGUCCUCUCCAUCGUAGCGAGGAGCGAGGAGAAGAAGCAAAAAGGAGUCGGACGUCGAAAAGUGGGACAUCGCUGAUUCAGCAGAUCGAUGUUUUAAAGAAAAGGUGUGUUCAAUGUAAAAUGGAGGCUGCAUGGACGCUGCUUAACUGAGAUCCCAUCAUUCGCCUCGGGUCGAAGAGUCGAUAAUUCCUGGCGAAGGUGUCCGUGAUGGAGCGAGGCCUCCCUCGCAAGGGAGGAUGUCACGAGAUAAGGUAGGUGAAAUUCCUCCAUCACGAAGCACGCAGGUAAAACAGAAGAGUGGCAUCACUUGAGAACGAUCAGGACGGAAAGCGUGUGUUAAGAGUUAAGAGUAGAUGCGCAGGAAGAGAUAGAGUGUCGCCGAAGGCGCCCCUUUUCGUACAUUAGGUGUUGGUUUAGGCAAGGGUUUCGAGAAAUAGAUAAAUAUCCGCCAUGAAAAAAACAGGAAGUUCCUCUACGUGGGCGGAAUCUCGCUCCUUUUUCGGGAUCGAUAUUUGUGUGUAUCUUUUUUACUCUGCCUCUUCAUCACGCGUGAAUUCACAACUCUUGAGGGUAAGUUCGUAUUCCAAAUGUGUCGAAGCACACGUCUCAAGGGGAACAACGGCGCACUCGAGCGAGACGUUUCGCAGAUACCGUCGGUACCACCUUUUCCGGUUCCUUGGGAAAAAGAACAGAAAAAAAAAGACUCGCGGAAUUAUCUUAAGUGGAGAAACGCUUUAAGAAUAUUUUAAGUCGUUACCGGUGGUACUUGAAAGUUUCCGGGCACUCGAGGGCUGCGAAGCCAUUAUCGAUUUGACGCACUCUACAAGACUCAUCUGUGCAUCUGUGAUUUGUCACCAACAUCGUGAGGCACGCGAUUUUUAUAGAGAGCGACUAGAUUCUUAGUAGUUUAUUUUUUGCAUAUUUAUAUUAGCAAAAAUCUUAUCAAGUUUUAUGGCCUAUAGUCUAUUUCAUCUCAAAAUUUUAUUUCAUUUUCCUUGAAAUAUUGGAGGAGGUCCAACAGGAUGCGCAUGAAAUCUUUCCGGGUGUCAAGUGACUGACCGAGAUGCACAAAAAAUACUGACCUUUUUUUUGAGACCCAUCAGUGCCAUUUAUUAUAACGUUGCCAGCAGGAAGUAAGUAAAGUAGCACCGGAGGAAAUAAGCGGACUAAGUAGAUACGAAUAGUUUGAUUGAUGAAAAGCAAUUCGAUCACUCUGUGCAUCUAGCAAAAAAUUGUUAAGAGAGAUUAAAUUGGUUCUCUAAAAUUGUCGUGGAAGUCGUCAAUCUGUCUGUCGCGAAAUGAAUGACGAGCUUACGGCGGAGGAUAUGAAAUAUGCAAGAUUACACCUUACACUUCACAUGUCCUUCGUCCAAUGAAUUUUAUCUUACCUGUUAUACAAUUUGUUAAUCAAAUAGUACACAUAUACUAGUCAUAAAAAAAAUUUUUUAACUAUAAUAUUUGAUAUAGAACUGUAGCUUUGAAAGAAAACUUUAUGUUGUUCAUAUAGUUUGGAAUAAAAAUUGAAACAAAGAUAGACAUUCGGCAUAAUAACACAUUAAUAACAAUUAUUCACACUCGAUGACAAUUCGCUUUUGCACUUCGUUUACAAUGUCUAUCUACACCUAAUAAAAGAUUCUUACACCGAAUUCUUAAGCCAUCAAGUCAGAAUUAUGUGUAUAAUUCAAGGAAUGUAAAUAAAGUUUUGAAAAAGAGGCUACAGAAAACUUAAAACUUUCACUAAUAUAUUUGCAAAAAAUGUAUCAUCUUUUAUUUCUUUAAUUUAUUAUUCUUAAAGAAUGAUCCAACAAGUCGGAGUUGUGAUUUACGUUCUCUUCGAAAAAAAAGAACCCUCCUAAUUUGAACUGGUUGUGUCUACAUUCUUUCGCUCUCGUUCGGCCGUAAAAUCCUGGUACAUCUUAUCAGCUAACAAUGCUAUUGGAAAACACUAACAAUAAAAUAUUCAAACAGAAUCGCCUGCCGUACAGUUGACAUAGUUUAAAUGUCUUGUUGAUGCUGAUCUUAAAGUCAUAAACUUCACUAUUUAAAUCACGGACAUUUUUGCGUAAAAGAAAUCAAUUAUUUGUUGCUUAUAAUCGAUCGAUUACCACAAGCAUUUCUAACAAGAAAGAUCUAAUAAGCAAUUUUUCUAAAUUACAAAAUCAUUUUGUUCUUGUUUUACCAAUUUAUAUAAUUAUUUACCAUAUAUUAAUUUU